Molecule: messenger RNA, 1065 nt
Organism: Stylonychia lemnae
Lineage: Eukaryota; Ciliophora; Spirotrichea; Sporadotrichida; Oxytrichidae
Source: the annotation of a GenBank genome assembly
AUGGUAAAGUCAAUUUCAUAGUUAAGCUUAGUUUCAUUCCAAACUUAAGCUGAUUAUUAACCUCUUGAUGCUGUUCGAAACACUAAAAUGAUAUCUCUUCAAAGCUGCUAGCAUCAAUGCACUACUUUCCGCUAAUAAGAUUUGAAUAAGAGACGGAAUAACUUUUCUAUUGAUUAAGUCUCUAAAGAUAAUCAAGUACAUCAAGAGAAUUAGCAUGGGACUUAACAUCAUAGAAUAUCUUCAUCAAGAACCAAAGCUGAUUUUAGAGAAAAUCAAAUUAACAACUAAAUCAUAGAAAAAAAAUAUAACUAAGAGGAUUCAUAGAUCAUUAAUAAAAGUGACGUCAAAGUUGACCUAUCUCAGAUAUUCGUAGAUUUUUCAAAGUAAUUUAAAGGCAACCAAUUCAAAAAGUGUAGGAAAUCAUAAAUACCUAUGAACUACAAAAAUAAUCCGUUAACUGUUAUUACUAAUUAAUAGAGGAAUUUAGCUGAAACAAACAAUAAAAACUCCUAUAUUCUUGACGAUCAGAGUGAAAUUAGCCCAGUAGUUAUUUCUAAGCGCGAUAGUCUUAACAGUGAUUUCUACAAAAGGCAUAAUAAUCACUGUAACACUAAAUAAAAACUUUCAAUUCUACAGCAAAAUACCGUUGAUCAUACCAGAGAUGACACUUCAGCAAACGAGUCUUAUUACAACAAAGAUGCCUCCUCAAAUUAUUUAUAGUCAUAAAAUUGCCAAACUAGCGUUUAUGCAACAGUUAUUAGUAAUAGCAGUAGAUCAAAGUAUAGAAUGAGCUGUUCAAGUAAUGAUAAAGAGAAUAAUGAGCAAUAGACUAUAUACUCUGAUUAGAAAAGAAGAAAUGGCAAUGAAAACAAGCCACCCUCUCACAGAUUCCAAAAUCAGAUAUCUGAGAAGCAAUAUAGUACCAAGAAGUCUAAAGUCUAACCUCCUUCUUCUUAGAUGUUUAAACCAAUGAAAAUUCCUUCAAGUCAUGAGAAGCCAUUUAUUGUUAAAAAGAGUGGUAAAUAACUGACGACCUUUAUUCCAUUUAAGAGAUCUAUAUAUUGA